Messenger RNA from Rotaria sp. Silwood2, 1776 nucleotides. The record is from the annotation of a GenBank genome assembly. Lineage: Eukaryota; Metazoa; Rotifera; Eurotatoria; Philodinida; Philodinidae.
AUGGUUACUCUCUUCGAUGAUUUGCCUGAUCUAUCAUUGAUAGAAAUAUUUUCUUAUUUAUCUUGUGUAGAUGCUUUAUGGUGUUUCAAUAAUCUCAAUAUUCGCCUAACAAGAUUAUUAAUUGAACGAGGUUUUUAUAAUCAUGUUAAUUUAUCAUCUAUGCGAUAUCAUCGAUUCAAAAAAUUCUUAUCAUUACUUCAAUUCAAUGAAAUCGAAUCACUUAUCAUUGAUUGUUAUUCAUCCCCUCUUCAGCUAAGAUGUUGGCCUUAUUUACCACAUUUAAGAAUAUUAAAAGUAAAGGGUGUACGAGAUGUCAUUGAUGUUUUUAAUUUUGCACAACGACAUUCCACCACAUUAACUCACUUAGGAGUUGAAUCAAGCGAGUAUUUUGAAACACGUGGUUUAAGCAGAAAAUUAUGUUAUCCAUCAUGGAAUUUAUGUAAAUUUAUCACUGAAAUUCUUAAUCAUCUGUCUGCUCUUCGUUCACUUGAUUUCGGAAUGGAAUCAUCUUUUUUCUUACAUCAUUGGCCUUUGAAAACAAUACAAGUGCCUUUAAUUUAUUUGGCUAUUACAUUGAAUAUAACGCGCACUUUGCUAGAUAUAAUGUCGACUGAACCAUUGUCACAUACAUUAGAACAAUUACACAUUAAACUACGUGAUGGAUCUUAUCUUAUAAAUAGUUUAGAUGCUAUACGUCUUUUACCCCGAAUGAAAGCUUUACAUACAUUUAGUUUUGUUAAAUCAUUGAAUUGGCAUUCGAUUGUUGAAUGGACAUUUGUUAAUCUAUUAACUUCUUCUAAUAUUAUGCCUGUUUUACGACGAAUGAAUUUUUCUCUUGUUAUUAGUGUUGAUGAUCUUAUUCGAAUGAGAAAUUCAGCACUUUUUACAGAUUUUCGUCAUAUUGAUGUUCAUUAUGCAUUUAUUAUCAAUGAUGAUCGUCCACAUAUAGAACUUCUUAAUUAUGUACCACGUGGUAGUCAAUCUCAUCUUCGUCAAAUAGCCAGUGCAACUUUUAUUUCUGAUUGUUGGCCUGAUAAUCAACCAUUUAGAACUCCAAGACAAAAUUAUUUGACGAAAUCGAAAAAUCGGCAACAUCUAUUCUACAGUUUACCAUGGAUUUUUAAUGAAUUUUUUCAAUUAAGUGUUCCAGAUAGAUGUAUUAGUGAAUUAGAAGCAUUUAUAUCUUCUUCAAUUACUAAAAUUCAUUCGUCUCAUUUAAUUAAAUUAAAUAUGUCAGACAAUCUUGCAUCAUCUACAAGUUUCUUCUCUCAAAUAAUGUCUUCAAAUAAGAUAGUGGAACUUCAUUUAUAUCGAUGUAAUAGACAAGUGUCUAUGAAUUUACCCAAUGUUUCUCAUCUUAUUCUUAUUGAUAGUUUGGAUUCAUUGAAUAGUUCUUCACUUUCAUUAAACAUUCGCUCUAUUCAAAUCAUUCUUCAUUAUGAAUGUCUUCGUUUUGCAGCUGGUGAUUGGACUGCUUUACGUUCACUCUCAACUUUACCAUUGUUGAACUCUUUACGUAUAAUUUUAUAUGGUAUGCGUAUUCCUCCAGAUGGUACAAAUUGUCAAAUUAUUGCGAAGAUAACACCAAAGUUAUUGGAUUUCUCUUUUUGUUUUCGACGUAUUUAUUGUCAAAAUUCGUAUGAUAUUGAUGCAGCAUACAAGAAACAUUGUUUAUUCAUCGAACAAUUACGAAAUUGUAUUCUUAAUUUAUCAUUAAAUAAACAAGCAUAUGUUUUUGUUGAAAAAGAUGGUUGUGGACUUGUUAUAUGGUUUUGA